CGAUACAAACUAUUCACAUUUUGCACUUAUAUGUGAGCUCGAAUUCACUUUACUUAAAAAGGAAAAAGAAAAAAGAAAGAAAACAUGCAUGGAAAUAAAACGGUUAUGUGAUACUAAUAGCAAAUAGUUUUUCUUCGAAGAAAAUGUCUGCGUUUUGCCCUUUGCUUCCAUUGGCACUAGGUUUUCGAUCCCCUUGUUCUGCCUAAAUCUUCCAUCGGUCCCAUCAGCACAUAGAAAAACCCACCAUCCUCACCCUAUAGAUAGCACUCUUUUGAGUGCGGUAUUUCUAAUCCAGCAAUAUAUGCGAAAACAUGAAGAUCAUUCCAUUCUUUCUCUGUUUUCUCUUCUUCUCCACCCUCCUCUCUCUUUCACUUUCGGAACUCUGCAACCCUUAUGACAAGAAAGUUCUCCUCAAGAUCAAACAAUCGUUGAACAACCCUUACCUCUUGGCCUCGUGGAACCCGCAAACAGAUUGCUGUAACUGGUAUUGCGUUGAAUGCGACCUUAAAACCAAUCGCAUCACCUCACUCACCAUGUUCUCUGAUAAAGAACUCUCUGGCCAAAUACCGGCCGAAGUUGGCGACCUCCCAUUUCUCGAAACCCUGGAAUUCAGAAAAUUGCCUAACCUCACCGGUCCCAUUCAGCCCUCCAUUGCCAAACUCAAGAACCUCAAGUUUCUACGUUUGAGCUGGACAAACCUCUCUGGUUUAGUACCAGACUUUCUUAGCCAACUUAAGAACUUGACUUUCUUGGACCUUUCGUUUAAUAACCUUUCAGGUUCUAUUCCAAGCUCCCUUUCCUUGCUUCCAAAUCUUGGUGCCUUACACUUAGACAGAAACAAGCUUACAGGGCCAAUACCAUAUUCUUUUGGUAUGUUUCAUGGCAACGUACCAUCACUCUACUUGUCUCAUAAUCGACUUUCUGGCAAAAUACCUGCCUCUUUAGACAACAUGGACUUCACUGCCAUUGACUUGUCUCGGAACAUGCUUGAAGGUGAUGCUUCAAUGCUGUUUGGAUCGAAUAAGACGACUGGGGAAGUAGACCUUUCGAGGAAUAGGCUGCAGUUUGAUCUUUCAAAGGUAGAGUUUCCCAAGAGUUUGGCAAGGCUGGAUUUGAAUCAUAACGAGAUUACAGGAAGUAUUCCUGUGGGGUUGACUGCAGUGGACGAUUUGCAGUUUCUGAAUUUGAGUUACAAUAGGCUGUGCGGGAAGAUCCCGGUCGGAGGGAAGUUGCAGAGCUUCGAUUACUCUGCAUAUUUUCACAACCGGUGCUUGUGUGGUGCUCCGCUUCAAAGUUGCAAAUGACGGUAUCGCCUGAGGAUCGGAGGACUUGGUUUUGGGGGGAAUAUUUACAUUACUAGAAGAUGCAAUUGCCAGGGUAGAGCGCAAGUAUACCGCGAGUAGAAUUAGCACACGUUGUGGCAAGGUGCUAAACAUACAAUACAAUACUAAUAAAAUUUAUAGAGUUUGUGUAUUUAAGUCCUUUGGGUGUGUCAGUGUGGCUUGUUUUGGAUAAGAGGUUGAACCGCUGAAGAAGACCAUCAAGGUGCAGCUUCCCAGUAAUAUAUAAAAAAAUGAUUGCUUUUCCAUAUAUUCAACUCCAAAACUUUUCUGCACUGUUGCACAAAUAUAUUCUACAUUAGGAUCAGGGGUGAACAAGCAGAAUUAGCUGCUGAAAGUGAAAACAGCACUGGCACUGAAAACUUUCUCUGAUAUCUCUCUCAAAAGAAAGACAACUGCAAAUGUAAUUCUGUGAGCCAGAGGCUCAAGCAAGCUAAGCAACCCGAUUGCUCUUGGAAGAUAGAUUAUAGCAACUGACAUUUGACAACACUCUUUUGUGUCUUGCACAAUAAUUUCACAACAUCCAUAGUCGCGAGCUAGCGACAAUAAAGCAUCAAGUAUAUUAUAAAUCUUAAAGCAAAUGUAGGAAGUUUACAAUUAGCCAAAAAUCGUAAAAAGAAAAAACACAAGGGUGAUUCCUUCCAGGCCAAUUUGUUUACCAGCAACAAUUGUUCUACCGAACUCGCCAUCCUACGAUGGUGCGAGCUGCUACCCAAACGCAAUGUUGCAGCUAAAAAUAGAAUGAAGUUUAUCAAGAAGGCAGAAAGGCGGAUUGGAGUA
Messenger RNA from Theobroma umbraticum, 2120 nucleotides. RefSeq names its product polygalacturonase inhibitor-like. The record is from RefSeq and is a predicted model, not a curated record. Lineage: Eukaryota; Viridiplantae; Streptophyta; Magnoliopsida; Malvales; Malvaceae. Gene Ontology annotation, molecular function: protein binding.